Messenger RNA from Saimiri boliviensis boliviensis (Bolivian squirrel monkey), 1691 nucleotides. It is a transcript of the gene NAPEPLD, whose product is annotated as N-acyl phosphatidylethanolamine phospholipase D. Gene Ontology annotation, biological process: N-acylethanolamine metabolic process; N-acylphosphatidylethanolamine metabolic process. The record is from RefSeq and is a predicted model, not a curated record. Gene Ontology annotation, molecular function: zinc ion binding; N-acylphosphatidylethanolamine-specific phospholipase D activity. Lineage: Eukaryota; Metazoa; Chordata; Mammalia; Primates; Cebidae. Gene Ontology annotation, cellular component: membrane-bounded organelle; cytoplasm.
GUACCGGGAUCCCGAGUGCCCUAGAACUCUGCGGUGGCUGUGGGACCUCUCGGGAGGCAGUUUUCUCCCGACCGCUGUGCUCUGUGGCGUCUCCGCUGCCACCUCCAGGGUCUCUGGGCGGAGCAGUCCGCACUUUGGAGCCUGGGGUGGUUUGGUAUUCUUUGGCGAAGUGAAGCGGGCUGUGAGUGGGUUUCCCGGUCCCCGAGCCCUUCCUCGUCCCCGAGAUGCCGCACUUGUGAGCGAUAGAGCUUCAUUUAAAUUUUCUCACCUCGCGAGUUGGGGAGCCUGCGUCUCUGAAGCUGCCUGAGUGAAGAGCCACAGCAUUAUUUUUUCUCUUUGGGAGAGCAGCUGUCUGGGAUUUGUUUGAGAUCCCAUCUUCCCUGCAAAUUACCAGGUUGCAUCUUCACUGAUAGGAAUACAUUUCUUCACCAAAGGACAUGGAUGAAAAUGAAAGCAACCAGUCCCUGAUGACAAGCAGCCAAUAUCCUAAAGAAGCAGUAAGAAAACGUCAAAAUUCAGCACGGAAUUCUGGAGGAAGUGAUUCUUCUAGGUUUUCUAGGAAAAGCUUCAAACUAGAUUAUAGACUAGAAGAAGAUGUAACUAAAUCUAAGAAAGGAAAAGAUGGAAGAUUUGUGAAUCCGUGGCCAACAUGGAAAAACCCCUCUAUUCCAAAUGUUCUCAGAUGGCUGAUAAUGGAGAAAAAUCACAGCAGUGUUCCAAGUUCUAAAGAGGAACUUGACAAAGAACUCCCAGUGCUUACGCCGUAUUUUAUCACUAACCCUGAAGAAGCUGGAGUGAGAGAAGCUGGCUUAAGAGUCACAUGGCUGGGACAUGCCACGGUAAUGGUGGAAAUGGAUGAGCUCAUAUUUCUCACGGAUCCCAUCUUUAGCUCUCGUGCUUCACCUUCGCAGUACAUGGGUCCAAAGCGAUUUCGUCGUUCCCCGUGCAGAAUAAGUGAACUCCCUCCAAUAGAUGCAGUCCUUAUCAGUCACAACCACUAUGACCAUCUGGACUACAAUUCUGUCAUUGCUUUGAAUGAGCGAUUUGGUAAUGAGUUGAGAUGGUUUGUGCCUUUGGGUCUCCUUGACUGGAUGCAAAAAUGUGGCUGUGAGAAUGUGAUUGAGCUAGACUGGUGGGAGGAGAAUUGUGUCCCCGGACAUGAUAAGGUCACCUUUGUCUUUACACCUUCCCAGCACUGGUGUAAAAGGACUCUAAUGGAUGACAACAAGGUGCUGUGGGGCAGCUGGUCUGUCUUGGGGCCUUGGAAUCGAUUUUUUUUUGCAGGAGAUACUGGUUAUUGUUCUGCUUUUGAAGAGAUAGGAAAAAGAUUUGGACCUUUUGACCUUGCAGCUAUUCCCAUUGGAGCUUAUGAACCACGGUGGUUUAUGAAAUACCAGCAUGUAGACCCAGAAGAAGCUGUAAGGAUUCACAUUGAUGUCCAAACAAAGAAAUCUAUGGCAAUUCACUGGGGAACUUUUGCCUUAGCAAAUGAGCAUUACUUAGAGCCUCCAGUGAAGCUGAAUGAAGCUCUAGAGAGAUAUGGACUUAACGCUGAAGAUUUUUUUGUCUUGAAGCAUGGAGAAUCAAGAUACCUAAAUACCGAUGAUGAAAACUUUUAAUAAAUGUGAGCACAGGCACUUGUAAUGAAAAAGGCGUCAUCUGAUGUAAGUUUAAAAACAAAUGAAAAGACU